AUGGGCUUCUUCUGCGAGCUGUGCCGCAAGACGUGCCACGGUUGUUCGUUGCGGGUGAAGCCGGGACUCGACGACAUUGAUCGCAUCCUUCGCGAACUGGCGGCAAAUGGUCUAUCGCUGCCCUUUGGCUACGAUAUGCUGCGAGAAAAUCCGAGGAUUUGUGGAUGGCACGUGCCGGAAGAGUAUAAGCUGAGAGGCCGAAAGAGGAGCUACGACCCGGGGAGUAUGGCCGUUGACCACGAGGAAGUGCUGGAGAAUGGGAAGGCAACACCGCCAAAUUCCUCAGCCUCAUCUGUUCCAGUUUCAAAACCUAAAACACCCACUAGGCUUGCCAAUUCCAACCCAUCUACCUCCAUGGCUGCAUCACCCCAGGUCCCGCAAUGCUCCGACGAAGAGGACGCGGAGGCACUUUUCGACGAGACGUGCGAGGACAGGCAUGAAGCGGUGGAGAAGCAGGAUGAGAAAGAUGAAAAAGAGGAGAAAGUCGAGGCCAAGAAAGAUGUUGCCGAAACCAGCAAGGCCUACGGCUCGGACGAGGAGGACGCGGAGGCCUUGUUCGAUGACUCCGAAUAUCAAGAUCCGGAAACCGAUGCGAAAUCCGAGGUCAAAGCGGAUUCGAAGAACACUUCAAUCGCCGAAGGGCCAGUGAAAAAGGACGAAAAUGGUGACGAGAAGGCGCAAGAUGUCGUGCCGACACCCGUUAGGCCGGCGAAACCAAAGAGGGUCUAUCAUCCGAAGAAGCCGGCUAACGAGCAGAAAGAGGGAAUACCGCUUGAGACGAUGGUUUGUCAGCUAUGCGGCAAGCGGCUGAGCCAUAAACGAACCGGGCACGAUAUUGUCUACGCACUCAUCCAGCACUCCGUCAGCCACAUCGACAUCAAACCAUUUCAGUGCUCCGAGUGUGACUUCACGGCUCAUCGCUCCGUCUCGAUACCGUUGCACCGACGGGCGCAGCACAAUGGCGUCGGCUCCGUGAUUGACAAUCGCACGAACGUCUACUUUGCCAAGCUGAAGCUGCAGGCGAUGAGGAAUUUCCCGCUGCAAAUGCACGAGGUCGAGAAGUAUAUGGACGCCCAGAUGGCGCGGUUUAACGACGGGCUGUCGAUUCAUUUGGACGAGGAGCGCGAGGUGGAGAAGAAUCAAUGUGACCUUCUCGCUGCCGCCGGCUCGUCGAACGAUGGUGACGGCGCCCCGCCGGAAUUUGAGUCCACGGUUGAUGACGAGCCGGCCCGGAUCGAUGCGCUGAUGGCACUUUUUGGCCACCCGCCAACC
Mesorhabditis spiculigera is the source of this 1272-nucleotide messenger RNA. NCBI's taxonomy places the organism in Eukaryota, Metazoa, Nematoda, Chromadorea, Rhabditida, Rhabditidae. The record is from the annotation of a GenBank genome assembly.